This is a messenger RNA of Capsella rubella, 750 nucleotides long. Its product is annotated as NDR1/HIN1-like protein 6. The record is from RefSeq and is a predicted model, not a curated record. The transcript has 2 exons. NCBI's taxonomy places the organism in Eukaryota, Viridiplantae, Streptophyta, Magnoliopsida, Brassicales, Brassicaceae. Bases 1 to 750 code for a protein of 249 amino acids. Gene Ontology annotation, cellular component: plasma membrane.
AUGUCCGAUCACCAAAAAAUCCAUCCGGUAAGCGAUCUUGAAGCUCCACCACAUCCAACGGUUCCUCUUGUUCCACGUGACUCUUCAAGAUCGGAACAUGGUGAUCCUACCAAGACGCAGCAGCAGCCAACACCGUUGGAUCCUCAGAGGAAGAAGAAGAGAUCAAGAAGCUGUUGGUGUAGAUGCUUGUGCUACACGUUACUAAUCCUCGUUCUUCUCAUUGUCAUCGUAGGAGCAAUCGUUGGUAUACUCUACUUAGUCUUUAAACCGAAGUUACCGGAUUACAAUAUAGACCGGUUACAACUCACCCGGUUUCAACUAAACCAAGACUUGAGUUUAUCAACAGCCUUUAACGUUACCAUCACAGCCAAAAACCCAAAUGAGAAAAUUGGUAUUUACUAUGAAAACGGAAGCAAAAUCAGCGUUUUGUACAUGCAAACCAAGCUCAGUAAUGGGUCAUUGCCAAAGUUCUACCAAGGGCAUGAGAACACGACUGUUAUAAACGUUGAAAUGACUGGUUUUGACCAAAAUGCGACAAGUUUAAUGAAUAUAUUGCAAGAUCAACAACGGUUAACCGGAAACGUACCGUUGCGGAUUAGAGUUACCCAACCGGUUCGGAUCAAACUCGGGAAAUUAAAGUUGAUGGAAGUGAGAGUCUUGGUUAGGUGUGGUGUAUCGGUUAAUAGCUUGGCUGCUAAUAGUGUCAUUAGGGUUCAAAGUAGUAACUGCAAAUAUAGGGUUAGACUAUAA